CAUUCAUAUAGUUACUGAGAGCCUAUAAAAGCCCGGCAAAUUUAUAAAAUUUCCAAGCAGAAUUCAAAAAUGCUCUUUUAUCUCAUCUCUGCUAUAAUCUUCACCACUGUAGCUUUUGCUGCACCUACUCCUGCUCCUACUCUAACUGUUGCUGAGGAGAUGGAGGCAAUUUUUCAAAAUUUGACGGAAGAAGCUCAAAAUGAUUAUUUCCAAAUUCUCUUCGAUCACACAUUGACCCUUGCCGAGUUGGACCAAAAGUGGGACGAGUGGGCGGAGAAGCACGGAAUUGCUGACAAAUGGGCUGUAUACACUUCCAAAUGGCAAGCCAGAAAAGAAAAGUUCAAUGAGACCACAGUCUCUGUGAUUGAAAGACUUCCAUCAACUUACAAAAUGCUUUCUGAGAUCACCGCCAACAGAAAUCAAACUCUUUCUCAAGUUGAAACCGCUUUGGAAGAACUCAAGGAAAAAUUUAAUUUGGAAGUUCAACUUAUCCUUAUUCUGUCAAAAACUCUCAUUCUCAAUGAGGAAAUUGUGUUGGGCGGUGGACCGAUUGAAGUUGGAAAUGAGGUCACUGGAAACUCGUUCAGAAGAAUGAGAGAUUUCAAGAAUAAAAAUAGAGAUGUGAAAUCUCUCCUGAUUCCAGGACCACUUUAAACAACUGCUUUCACGUUUUUUUGUUGGACUUUUACACUUUUUGUAUAUGUGGGAAUAAAUUAUAAUUUCUAAU
Messenger RNA from Caenorhabditis elegans, 727 nucleotides. RefSeq names its product SXP/RAL-2 family protein Ani s 5-like cation-binding domain-containing protein (gene srlf-4). The record is from RefSeq and is marked reviewed. NCBI's taxonomy places the organism in Eukaryota, Metazoa, Nematoda, Chromadorea, Rhabditida, Rhabditidae. The transcript has 2 exons. Bases 70 to 654 code for a protein of 194 amino acids.